GUUUGGUUGGCGCGUGCGUGCGUGUGUUGAACAACAACAGGCAUGUGCUGCUGCAGGAUAGUGCCGGAGUCGUUGCUGCUCGCGGCUCUCUUCGCCGUGGCCGCGCGCUCGGCGCCCGACGACAACCCGCUCGAGCGAAGGAUGGCCAGCAGCCUCGGCGGACACGCCAGCGCGAGACCCGCUGCCGAGAGACUGUCCAGGGCCGAGGAGUUCAAUCGGACCGGGGUGCUGCAGCCGGAGUUUCAAAUCAGGGCCACCCUCAAGCCCAACGAUAUGUCUCAGUUUUACUUACUGAGCCCGAAGAACGGAGCGCCGCCGACGCUGCUGGUGAGCCCGUGCAGUGGGCCAAUAGCUUGGAGCGUGAGCUACGUCUACCCUCCCGAAAGCGAUCAGCACGCGGAAGCGGGCAGCUGUCAGACGCACUGGCCGGUCAAACAGUUGAUCCCUGGCUCGCCGCUCUUCAACUACGAAGGCGCCGACACCAAGAACUUCACCAUCCCAGCGACCCAACCAAAUCUCUAUCGCAUCGACAUGAGACCCAUCAAUUCGCCUGGCCUUGACUUGAAGACUCGAUCGCCCAAUACCGUACUGCUCUAUGCCACUUCUGACGCCAUUGGCCAUUUGCCGGCCAGUUUGUUCUACUCCGGCAGGAGCAAGCGACACCAGCCGCUCCUCGAGUUUCAGCAGAAGUCCAGCAGGCGCAAGCUCAUCGUGUCCUGGAACAAAAGAUCUUUAUUAAGUACUUUUAGCCGCUCUCAACUCGACCGCAGCAGCUACCUACUGGCGGUGACCAAGGGGGCGCAGCUGCACCCGCCGACCCUCUGCGCGGCGGAGAACAUCAUGAAGAAGCACCCGUGCCCGAGCGCCGGCCAAGCCCGUGCUAAGCACAGGACCGAGCCCGAGGGCCUGCACUGCGUCAGGCGCAGCAAGCUCACGCUCGUCGGGCUGGACUACAACACCACCUACUACUUCACGCUCUACGUGAUCAACACGCACAACAACGUGUCGAGCAAGGUCAGCGAGGACAGCUUCAGGUUCCAGAGGAAGCUGCCGAUCGUGCUGCAGAGCGGACGCUACGCCACCGUGAACCUGAGGAAGAGCGACGGCCAGGCGGCGUUCCGCUUCAAGCCCCGCGACAACACCACCACGCUCUUCAACAUCCUCGCUUGCGGAGCUUGCUCGCUCAGGGUGAAGAUCCGGGGAGGUGGCUACUGCUGGGACCAGCAGAUAGGGGGCGAGUUCCUGCAUCGGGCGCCGGCGCUGCCGCCCGGCAAGCGCUUCGGUGUCCAGCUGUCGGCGUCGGCGGCGGACCUCGUGAAAAUGUCCAAAGUCAAGGUCCUCGCCAGCGAGGACGAGGCCUUCCCCUUCAGCGACUACAUGUUGCAGAAGAACGCGGCGGGCGCGUUGGGCAGCCUGUCGCCGGCGUCGCCGGCGUCGCCGUGGGAGUACCGGACAUUGCGCAAGUGUCGGGCGAAGCCAGCGUCUUGGUGCGUGAGAAGCGCAGCCAGCGCCAGCGGCAGCAGCGCCAGCGGCACCCGAGCGGCCUCGAGCACGAGCAUGAGGCCCUGCAACAGCCGCCGACCAGGCCCAGCCCACUCGCUCGCAAGGCCCUGCCCUUCUCCCUCGGCCACGCCACGCUGACAGCAUUGACACUCGCUUUCAAAAUGGCCCCCCAUCGACCACUCCUCGCGCCUCCUGCACUACAUAUUCACUCGCCUUCCCACACUUCGCUCACCUCUGUACUUGGAUGCCCUUCGCGCGCGACCCACCUUCGACUUCUUUCCUGCUUUCCUCCCGCCCCUUUGUUUUACUUGCGCAUGUGAAAGAGAAAGAGAGUGAGAGAGAGAGAGAGAGAGAGAGAGAGAGAGAGAGAGAGAACAGCUUGCACUGUGUGCCCCUCUUUUAUUUUUUUUCGAGACCACGAUGCCAUUGCCAACCAAUUUUUUUGUUCGGCGCUCAUUUGCUCGUUUGCGUGUAGGCGAUGAUGAGCAUACGACAUGUACAUGUUGAACUUCGUGUAAAGCCAUACGUCGCCAAUUCAUUUCUUCGCCUUUCCAUCCUACUCUCACCAAGGUUUUUAUAGCACAGUUAUUGCGCUAUCGCUUAUUUGUACUUCGCUCUCAAUAUUGGAUGUAUUUAUUUGGGCCUAUCUGCUAGGCAAAACAAAUUCUUUCCAAUUUUUUCUAUUUUCAAAAGUCCUAAGGUAAUAUAUGCUCAACUCAAUUGAUUUCCUUACAUGACAUCUCUUAUCGACUAGAUUGAUAAAUUAAUACAAUAUUCAAAAUGACAACUACCUACCCAAUUUGUUAUUCACUCAAAUCAUAUUAUAUUCCGAUUCAAAGUUAUAGCAGCUCUGAUACAAAUGUCCUGUAUUCACGAUUCUUACUUUCUCCACUCUAAUUCAAGUAACUGCAGAAUUAUAAAUUAUGAAUAUAAUUUUAUGAGAAUGAAACGAGACGUGGACCCUUAAGGGGAUCAGAUAUCGUUAAACGGUGAAAACUAUAAGUUUUAUUUACUGUAGUGUAAAAAUUG
Phymastichus coffea is the source of this 2532-nucleotide messenger RNA. RefSeq lists its product as uncharacterized. The transcript has 9 exons. The record is from RefSeq and is a predicted model, not a curated record. NCBI's taxonomy places the organism in Eukaryota, Metazoa, Arthropoda, Insecta, Hymenoptera, Eulophidae. The coding region runs from base 43 to 1641 and encodes 532 amino acids.